CCUACUGUCUAUGGGUUUGGCUGUUGAAGCGAUGGGUCUGGUGUACACGUGCACCGACAUGUUAUCCACCAUGUUUCCUGGCGUCUCACAAGAAGAUGAAGUCUCUCUGACACAGCCGUCCAAUGAGAAGACUGGUGGUGACAAUAAACCAGCCUCGAGUGUAGCGCGUCAUUGUGGUCAGUCUCUACAGACUCUGCUGGAGUGUCCGGAGACUCCAGGGCUCUUCGCCCUCGGCUUACUAACAACGUCACCAACCCAUUCGUCUCCUUCCGACUACUCCGCACUAGGACUCGGGCUGGCCACACGAUCUGCAAUAGUCCGCUUGUUGUCUGUCGCACUGCAUUUGGAUACCUUCGAUAACGAGCA
Opisthorchis viverrini is the source of this 366-nucleotide messenger RNA. RefSeq lists its product as hypothetical. The transcript has a single exon. NCBI's taxonomy places the organism in Eukaryota, Metazoa, Platyhelminthes, Trematoda, Opisthorchiida, Opisthorchiidae. The annotation marks the transcript as partial. The record is from RefSeq and is a predicted model, not a curated record.